CGAAGUGCGUCACGUCUUUGUUGAUUUAAUGAAAUCUGAUUGGGGUGUUCCUUAUAUUAACAUCCUUUACUUCAUUUAUUACUAGGCGGCAACUGGAUUCACUGAAUAGCAGAAAUCAUACUGAAAUCGAACUAAGUAAUGAAGAACCCGACUUCGUUAUCAAAAUGGCUAAUCCUUUAGUCAUCUCUUCUAGCACUUUAGCAUUAAGAGUAUUAAACAUAUGUUUAUUACAUAAAAGCCUACCAAAGCUAUUUAAUGUAAUUGAACAAGCAAAACAAUCAGUAGAUUUUGGAAAUAUUAACUGCAAAGACUAUUCUUAUGCAAAAUUUUUGAUUUUCUUAAUAAUAAUGCUUUCUGUACCUUAUCAAUUGUAUACCGCAUAUAUGCAGUAUAAUUUUAACGAGAAACAUAACGUCUUAAAAUAUAUAAUACUUACUUUCAACCAUUACAAUAACUUUUCUGCUGUUUGUUUGGAAACGCAAUUUUCAUAUCUGUGUUACAUAUUAAAAAACCGAUUAGAGAUCGUGAAUGAGCAUCUACGACGGAAUUAUGGGAUAGGCAGUGUUCACUUGAAUAUCAAGAAGUCUAUUGCGUCGUGGAACUAUCACCAACAAGCUCACCUAAAAUCAAUAGUAGACUUACGGGAAUGUCACCACAAACUUUGUGACUCCUGCAGUCUCUUAAACAAACUUUACAGUAUUCAGCUUUUGGUUUCGUUAACUGCAUGUUUGAUUAAUACACUAUUAAAUUUCUAUUUUGCCAUCUAUGGAGGAUUCGUUAAUACAAACCCAACUACAGUACAUAAUAUUAUUACGCAGACUAUAUGGGGAUUAUAUUAUGUUGUUAGAUUUGUUGAUAUAUGUGCAUCGGCGGACAGGUUAGCAAAAGAGGCAACUCUAACGAAUAUAUUAUUAUGCGAUCAAUUAGCCCAAUGUAACGACCGAAGCUUAAAGGAUGUGCUGUGGACCUUUCAUGCGUAUACAGUUUCCAAUGAAGUAAAAUUUACUGCUAUGGGCUUCUUUAAAAUUGAUUUAACUCUAAUAUCUUCGGCCGUUUCGGCUGGUACGACAUACCUGGUGAUACUAGCGCAAUUCCAUGGGCAAAAACAAAAGAUUACGCAAACUUAGGAUUAACGGAACCUUUCGAAAUAGAAGCAUUUAAUUUAAGUAUAAAAAUCUUAUUCAUAUUGUUUACUAAAGCAUCAUAGAAUGAGUAAGUUAGAUUUUUGUGAUCUGGGUAAUAUAUACAGGGUGUUUUAUAUAUGGCCAGGUAUCAUAACUUUUCGCUCCGAAACAAUUUUAUUGGAAAUUCAUUAAACUUUUUCUUCUCCAAUUUGACACUUUAUAGCAAAAAGUGUUAAAGCAAAAAGUUGUGGAAUCAUAGCGAGACUAUUUGUAACUUCUGAGAUGUUUAAAAAGAAAAACGUCGUUUUUUCCUAGCUAUAGAAGUUACGAAUCUUUUUUUUUUCAACCUUGUUUUGAUAACCGAUUUUUUUAUUUAAACCCUUAUGGAUUAUUCAUUGCUGAGAUAUCUUACCUCGCUACCCUUAAUGAAACAUCCUCUAUAUACAUUUACCUGUUUCUAAAUUCUUCGUAAAACUUACAUACAACGCAC
This is a messenger RNA of Anthonomus grandis grandis, 1614 nucleotides long. Its product is annotated as putative gustatory receptor 28b. The coding region runs from base 165 to 1127 and encodes 320 amino acids. The record is from RefSeq and is a predicted model, not a curated record. NCBI's taxonomy places the organism in Eukaryota, Metazoa, Arthropoda, Insecta, Coleoptera, Curculionidae. The transcript is spliced from 6 exons. Gene Ontology annotation, cellular component: neuronal cell body; dendrite; membrane. Gene Ontology annotation, biological process: sensory perception of taste.